AUGAAGACGAUGAAGUCGAAAAUUCAGUCUCAGGACAAGCUCAAGUAUGCCCUCAUCGGUUUCCUCCCCAUCUUCCUUCUUUUCUUCGUUCUGAGGUCGAGCUUCUCCACCGCGGGAGAUCCCCGAUCGGCGACGGCGGACUCCCAGCGGCUGAAUAGGACCGCCCCGCCGCUGUCCUGUGCCAAGAUCCCCCCCUCACUGGCGCAGACUAUCGUACACUACGCCGCGACCAACGAGACCCCCCAGCAGACCUUGAAGGAGAUAUACGUCACGGCCCGGGUUCUGGAGAGGAGAUCCCCCUGCAACUUUCUGGUCUUCGGCUUGGGGCGCGACAGCCUCAUGUGGAGCGCUCUCAACCACGGCGGCCGCACCGUCUUCCUCGAGGAGGACGAGGAAUGGAUCGCCGCCGUCCGCCGGAGGGCCCCGUCGCUGGAGUCCUACCACAUAGUGUACACCACCAAGCUGCACCAGGGCGACGCGCUGCUGCAGUCCAGUACGGUGGCAGCAGCUCCGGCAUGUGCCGCCAUCGCGGGGGAUAUGCGAUCGUCGCGGUGCCCGCUGGCCCUGGCGGGGCUGCCCGACGCGGCGGUCGGCACGGAGUGGGAUGUGAUCAUGGUGGACGCGCCAACGGGGUACUUUGCCGGCGCGCCGGGGAGGAUGGGCGCCAUAUACACGGCGGGGAUGAUGGCGAGGAGGAGGAAGAAGGCGGGGGAGACGGACGUCUUCGUGCACGACGUCGACAGGCCAGUGGAGGACAAGUACUCCAGGACCUUCCUCUGCGAAGGCUACCUGCGGCAGCAGGAGGGCCGCCUCCGCCACUUCACCAUCCCCAGCAGCCGCCGAGCUCAACGGGACAUCGCCACCCCCUUCUGCCCCUCCACGUAA
Messenger RNA from Spirodela intermedia, 885 nucleotides. The record is from the annotation of a GenBank genome assembly. NCBI's taxonomy places the organism in Eukaryota, Viridiplantae, Streptophyta, Magnoliopsida, Alismatales, Araceae.